Molecule: messenger RNA, 7695 nt
Organism: Zingiber officinale
Lineage: Eukaryota; Viridiplantae; Streptophyta; Magnoliopsida; Zingiberales; Zingiberaceae
Exons: 1
Coding region: 77-7483 (2468 amino acids)
Source: RefSeq, a predicted model, not a curated record
UCCCGAUCCCUGCGUCAUUCCUCCCAACGCUUCUUUCUCCGGCCGACCUACCUCUUCCUCCUCGCUUUUGCCUUCCAUGGAUCCCGCCAGGGAGAAUGAGAUCGCCAUGCUCACCCGGGUCGUCGGAAACCACCUCGCUCUCGGCCAGUUCGAAGCACUCAGAGCGUCGCUGCUCAGCCUCCGGAAGCGCAAUCCGGAGCUCGCGCACCAAAUCCUCUGCGCCAUCAUUUCCGAAGGAGGCCGCGUCGAAGGAGUCCUCUGGUCGGAAUCCUGUCCCUCCCCGUCGCAUCUCGCCUGGCUCUCAUUGCUGGAGCUGUCCGCGUUCGGCAAUUCAGCGGCUUCGAUCGGAGGCGUCGACCCCGAGGUUUUCCGGCUGAACGUGGAAUUCCUUCUCUUGAUUCAGCACGCCUGCUCCAAAGCCUCCAACGCUGACCUAGGCAAGAAUGCGGAAACAUCGGACGCAUCAGAGAGUGCUGUGCAGUUGCUAAACGAUAUCCUCAAUAUCGGAUUAAGGUUACUGUGGAGUGGGAUAGGGUACGUAUCCGACACCCUUGGUCCAGUUUCUUUAAUUACCAAAGGCAUGUUGAAAGGUUUAUGGAAAUUUUUUCUUGAUUAUCCGAAGCUUUUUGAUGCUAUAUGCUCAAACAUUCAUCGCCAGCUUGAAAUUUUACUACCAGCAGGCACUGCAGAUGACUUGAACGUUCUUUCCAACAUGCGUCAGAGUGUUCAGAUGGCACACUUAGAUUCGUUGACGAAGUGUACCAUGGCUGAUGAUUUGGAGGGAGCUUUUUCAAAUCUUCAAUUUCUUCAUCUAGAAUAUGGCGUAGAGGAAGAGCAAUACAAGUUAGCUUUGCAAUCGCUUGUCAAGAAAGCCUUUUUACAAAGUGCUUAUUAUGAGAAAUCCUGGCUUGAUUCAAGGAGUAGAAUGUUUGUGAUGUACACCGCAGCCAUUUCAACUAAGUGUAUUCGCCUAGUGCAGAUUAUUCAGGCGAUUCAAGAUGAAAUGGUUUCUGCCGAAAUUGAAUUUAACAAAAUUUCUGAUGCCAAUGUGAUCCCUCUUCCCAUUACAAAGUAUCUGGAAACAUUACCUAGGGAAAAUAUUGAUGCCUUGGAUGGCAAGAAUUUUUCCAGUGAAGCAAUGAAAUGUUGCAUGAGAGACCUAUACCAUUAUGCACGAAUAUCUGGAAAACAUAUUCUUGAAUGUAUUAUGGACACAGCUUUAUCUGCAAUCAAGAGGGAGCAACUUGAAGUUGCUAGUCAUGUUCUAUCAUUGUUCCCUCUUCUUCAGCCACUUGUAGCUGUCCUAGGUUGGGAUUUACUUUCAGGUAAGACAACACUACGCAGAAGGCUAAUGCAAUUGCUUUGGACAAGUAAAUCUCAGGUGCUAAGGCUGGAACAAUUCUCUCUUUACAAGAAGCAAUCUGAUGAGAUACUGUGUGUGGAAUAUCUUUGUGAUGUGUUAUGUUUUCACAUGGAUAUUGCACACUUUGUUGCAUGUGUCAACUCCGGUUUGUCUUGGAACUCAAAAAAUUCACUACUCUUUUCUCAAAAAGAUAAGAUUAGAAAUGAACACGAGAAUGAGGUUUUAGACCCUUUUGUUGAGAACAUGAUACUUGAAAGAUUAGCUGUUCAAUCACCCAUGAAGGUUUUAUUUGAUGCUGUCCCUGGGAUAAAGUUUCAGGAAGCAUUUGACAUUCUUAAUAUGCAGCCCAUAGCUUCAACAUCUGCAGCAUGGAAAAGGAUGCAGGACAUUGAGCUUGUGCACAUGUUAUAUGUUCUUGAAUCAGCUGUUUUUGCUCUUGGAACCAUGGAGAGGUGCAUCAACAAUGAUAUGAACUCCCAACUUCAUGUAGCUAUGUCUUACUUGAAGAAUAUUCAAACACACAUGGAGGCCAUAAGAAACAUUUCUCGCAGAAUCUUUAUGGUUAGCAUUAUAAUAUCUCUGCUCUAUUUGGAUGAAAUGUCCAUCAACAUCACAGAUGCUACCUUGGUUGAAAGUUAUUCUGAACUUCCGCAAAAUACUGUCAAGAAAUCAUCCUUUGAUGAAGAAAAUAAAAACAUAAUCUCUUUUAUGGGAUUACUACUAGAUAUAUUGCGGCGAAAUCUGCCUUCAACAAUCAAUGAAGUAGGAAAUAUGUUGGACAGUUCUGUGGAAAUUGCAGCAAAACAAGUUCUGGAAUGGAGGACUGCUAAAUCUUCUAAGUUUAUUGAAGAUUGGGAAUGGCGUUUAACUAUUUUGGAUCAUCUUCUACCCGUAUCUGAAUUCCAAUGGACUUGGAAAGAGGCAUUAGUUAUUUUUCGUGCUGCUCCUUCCAAAUUAUUAAAUCUUUGCAUGCAAAGGGCAAAAUAUGAUAUAGGGGAAGAGGCUGUGCGACGAUUCUCCCUGCCUCCUGAAGAUAAAGCUGUUCUUGAACUCUCAGAAUGGGUUGCUGCUUCUUUUAGAAGAGCAUCAAUUGAGAAUGCAGUAUCUCAUGUUGCAGAGGGAAGAGCAAAUGCACUACAGAAAUUGGACCUUUCAUCAUUACAAAGCCAGCUAGGUUCUUUAGCUGCGAUUCUUCUUUGCAUUGAUGUUUCAGCAACUUCUGCAAAGUCUGUAGAUAUGUGCAAGUUACUUCUCGACCAGGCUAUGAGUGUGCUAGCUGUGAUCUUUCCUGGAAGCUCGCCAAAGCCAGGUCCUUCUUAUUGGGAGCAGAUACAAGAAGUUGCCACUAUAUCAGUAACAAGGCACAUCCUUCAACAUCUGUAUGAUCUGUUGGAGCAAGAGAAGUCUUUGACCCUCCAAGAAAUACUUUCUGAAGAGAGAAUGAUAUUUCCUGUAAAUGAGCCUAGCAAGAAAGGAAAAAGGCAAAGAGCCAUUGUUAUCUUACAUCAGAUGAUUGACGAUGCUCAUCAAGGAAAGAGGCAAUUCUUAAGUGGUAAGCUCCAUAAUCUUUCAAAAGCUCUUGCUGUCGAAGAAACAGAGAAUAACAAUAAUAAUGAAGAAGGUUCAAAUUCCAUCAAAAUGGCUCACUCUAACAAGGGCACAAUUGUUGGACUUGGCUUGAGAGCUCCAAAAUCAUCCUCAUUGAAUCCAUCAAGCACUGAAAGUAUUUCUGAGAUUACUUAUGAAUUGAAAGACACCGGAAAAAGGCUUUUUGGUCCUGUAACAUCCAAGCCAUCUACUUAUCUUUCAUCCUUUAUAAUCUAUAUUGCUACAAUCGGUGACAUAGUUGAUGGAGUUGACACAACUCAUGAUUUCAAUUUUUUUUCACUCAUAUAUGAGUUGCCCAAAGAUCUUCUUACUCGUCUUGUCUUUGAUCGUGGGAGUACUGAUGCUGCUGGAAAGAUAGCUGAUAUUAUGGGUGUGGAUUUUGUGCACGAGGUUAUAUUGGCUUGUGUGCCACCAGUUUUUCCUCCACGUUCUGGUCAUGGCUGGGCUUGCAUUCCUAUCCUACCUACUCUUUCUGGAAUGAGUAUGGGUCGAAAGAUCUCCCUCAAAGCUAGCACUUCUGGUUCACUAGAAAAACAUGGAAAACCUCUCUAUCCCCUCCAGUUGAGUUUAGUAAAGCAUCUUGCGAAGCUCUCACCAGUAAGGGCAGUUCUGGCAUGUGUAUUUGGUAGUACCAUAUUAUCUAGCAGAAAUGAAUCAUCUGAUUCUUCCAUACAUUCCAAAGGCCAAUUUUUACAAGGACCUGAUACUGAGAGGUUAUUCUAUGAGUUUGCUCUUGAUCAGUCAGAGAGGUUUCCGACACUCAAACGCUGGAUACAGCAGCAAUCAAACCUUCAUAAAAUCUCAACAACAACAAUAACAUCUAAAAGUGACAACAAUGUUGCAGCUAUACCUAACGGCAAAGCUUCAAGGAAACGAGUUUGUGAACCUGAGAGUGACACUGAAUCAGAAGUAGAAGAGAUGGUCAUUGGUGGGCAUAAUAGUCCAUCUUUUUCUGAGUUCACUACCCAUAAUACAAUUGCUAAAUGUGCACACCGUUCUGCAAUGCUUGAUGAUUUUGGGGUUGAUCCUGCAAGCUAUGUUUCAUUUGACUGGGAGAAUGAAGGGCCUUAUGGAAAAGCUGUUGAAAGAUUGAUUGAUGAAGGGAAACUGCUGGAUGCUCUUGCACUAUCUGAUCGAUGUUUACGUGAUGGAGCAUCUGACUAUUUACUCCAGUUGUUGAUUGAACAAGAGGAAGCAAGUAAUCUGGUUCUCCCACAGCCUCAUGGCUAUGUGAUGCCAAAUUUUGGUAGCACCAGUUGGCAGUAUUGCUUGCGGCUCAAGGACAAACUGCUUGCAGCAAGGCUUGCAUUAAAAUACGUACAUCGGUGGGAUCUAGAUCCUGCAAUUGAUGUUCUCACUAUGUGUAUUUGCCACUUACCUCAACAUGAACCAAUUCGGAGUGAGGUACUGCAUAUGAGACAAUCUUUGCAGAGAUACCAUCACAUCUUAAGUGCUGAUGAUCAUUAUACCAGAUGGCAACAAGUAGAGGUUGAUUGUAAGGAAGAUCCUGAAGGAUUAGCAUUAAGGUUGGCUGGUAAAGGGGCUGUUUCUGCUGCUUUGGAAGUCGCUGAAAGUGCAUCUCUGCCAAUUGAGUUGCGUAGAGAAUUGCAAGGCCGGCAAUUAGUAAAGCUAUUAACCACAGACCCCCUUAGUGGUGGGGGGCCAGCACAGGCUUCACGGUUUCUGUCGUCCUUGCAUGACUCAGAUGAUGCCCUACCUGUUGCUAUUGAAGCUAUGCAGCUUUUACCCGACUUACGCUCUAAACAACUUCUCGUGCACUUUUUUCUAAAGCGAAGAGUUGGAAAUCUUUCAGAUGUUGAAGUUGCCAAACUUAACUUGUGGGCACUAGGUCUUCGUGUUUUGUCCUUACUGCCAUUGCCAACCCAGCAACGAUGUUCAUCUUUGCAUGAACAUCCUCAUCUGAUUCUGGAAGUUCUGUUGAUGAUGAAACAGCUGCAGUCAGCUUCACUUAUACUAAAAGAAUUUCCUUCAUUGAGGGAUGACAAUCUAAUACUUACAUAUGCUGCUAAAGCAAUCACUAUUAAUGUUAGCGCUGCUCCUAGGGAACCUCGUAUCUCCAUUUCUGGGUCUAGAUUGAAGCAUAAAGUUAAGAUUGGCACACCAUCAAGGCCAAACAUUGCAAGCAGUAUUGGUAAUUGGCAAAGAGAGGCUCGCUGGGCUUUUUCAUGGGCCACUUGGGAUUCCUCACCCAAGGUUUUUCAAAAAGAUGCUCAUCGUAAAAGAAAGAUUUCAGGGUUUAUGCAUUCUGACACAGUUGCUGGGGAGGGAAUCCCUGGUAUUGAAGAGGAGCGACCCACAUCAUUCUCUGCAGAUGGCCAAGAAAGGCUUCCAUUUGUUUCCAUUGCUGAAGAAUGGGUUCUCACAGGUGAUCAAAAUAAGGAUAAUGCUGUUCGCACCUCUCAUAGAUAUGAAACUUCUCCUGAUUUUACACUUUUUAAAGCAUUGCUUUCUCUGUGCUCUAAUGAUAUGACCUCUUCCAGAGGGGCCCUGCAAUUGUGUGUUGCUCAGAUGAAAGAUAUUUUGAGCGCCCAAAAUCUGCCUUUGAAUGCUUCUAUGGAAACUAUAAGUAAAGCAUAUCAUGCAACAGAAACUUAUGCGCAGGCCUUGGGUUAUGCAAAAAGCUUGUUGAAAAAACUUGCUGCAUCAAGUGAAUAUCCAAAUAACUAUGAUAAAUACAGGGACGUAGAUGAUUCAUCUACAGAAACUAGCAGCUCAAGUAGUGGUAGCCAGUACCCCGAUGACCUUUCUGAACUUCUUGCACAAGCACAUACCUGGUUAGGGCAUGCAGAAGUUCUUCAGAGCCUUCUUGGAUCUGGAAUAGUUGCUUCUAUUGAUGAUAUUGCUGAUAAAGAAUCUUCAGCCUGCCUCCGUGACAGAUUAAUCCUAAAUGAACGAUACAGCAUGGCAGUAUAUACGUGUAGAAAGUGUAAGAUUGAUGCUUUGCCUGUAUGGAAUGCUUGGGGUCAUGCCUUGAUUAGGAUGGAACACUAUUCUGAAGCUCGUGUGAAGUUCAAGCAAGCUAUUCAACUGCAUAAGGGUGAUCCUUCUUCUGUUAUCCUUGGGAUCAUCAAUAUUGUAGAAGGAGGUCCUCCUGUUGAUGUUCCAUCUAGUCGGUCUAUGUAUGAACACUUGGCAAAAAGUGCAUCAACAAUCUUGGAUGAUUCUCUUUCUGCAGAUUCAUACCUCAAUAUUUUACACAUGCCAUCGACAUUUCCCCGUUCUCAAGAAUUGUCUAAUGGCCGCCUAUCUUUUUUCCCUUCCAAUUUUGAAGAUGGACCUUGCAGUAACCUGGACAGCAUUAGGUAUGCUGAGUGCAUGUACUAUCUACAAGAAUAUGCUCGUCAAGAAACUCUAGCAUUUAUGUUCAAGCAUGGUCGCUACUUAGAUGCUUGUCUGCUGUUCUUUCCACCAAAUUCUUCACCUCUUUCUCAAUCUUCACAAUAUCCAGCACCAUCUCCUGCCUCAUCUCCUCAAAGAGCUGAUCCUUUGGCAACUGACUAUGGAACCAUUGAUGAUUUAUGUGAAUUGUGCGUUGGUUAUGGAGCUAUGGAUGUUUUACAUAAUAUUGUCUUAGAAAGAUCAUCUGUGUCGCCAGAAGAUGCGACAUUGAGCCAGUACAUGGCUGCUGCACUCACUAGAAUAUGCAGCUAUUGUGAAACACAUCGGCAUUUUAAUUGUCUCUACAAGUUUCUGGUUAUCCAGGGUGACCAUAUUGCUGCUGGUCUAUGCUGUAUUCAAUUGUGCAUCAACUCUUUUUCACAGGAAGAGGCAAUAAAGCAUUUGGAGCGUGCAAAGAUUCAUUUCGAUGAAGGAUUAUCAGCCCGACAUAGAGCAUCAAGUGAGACCUCCAGAUUAUUGUCCAAGUCUAUUAGGGGAAAAAGUGCCUCGGAAAAAUUGAGUGUCGAGGGGGUUGUAAAAUUCUCAGCCAGUGUAUCUAUCCAGAUAGAUGUAGUAAAGUCCCUCAAUGAUUCAGAUGGUCCCCAGUGGAAGCAUUCCCUUUUUGGAAAUCCAAGUGAACCUGAAACCUUCAAGAGAAGAUGCCGUGUAGCUGAGGCCCUUGCCGAAAAGCAUUUUGACUUGGCUUUUCGGGUUAUUUAUGAAUUUGAACUCCCUGCCGUGGACAUUUAUGCUGGUGUGGCAGCAUCUCUUGCCGAGAGAAAGAAAGGUGGUCAGCUAACAGAGCUUUUCAAGAACAUAAAGGGUACCAUAGAUGACGACGAUUGGGACCAGGUUCUUGGCACUGCCAUUAAUGUAUAUGCUAACAAGCACAGAGAGCGGCCGGAUCGUCUCAUAGACAUGCUAAUUAGCAGCCACAGGAAAGUGUUGGCCUGCGUUGUUUGUGGUCGCCUAAAGAGUGCCUUCCAGAUAGCAUCAAGAAGUGGAAGUAUUGCCGAUGUCGAAUAUGUUGCCCAUCAGGCAUCAGUUGCAAAUGCAUUGCCAGUUGUUGACAUGUGCAGACAGUGGUUGACUAAGUACAAAUUUGGCAUCUGAUCGAGCUGAGCAUGCAAUGCACAAUUAGAAUUGUAGAAAGGGAGGGGAUGGUAUGUUUGGUUUGUAAGAAUAACACACGUUUUAAAAAAAAUAAAAAUGAAACCAAACGCUCUCUUUGUCUUACUCAAUUAUUAGUUAUUUUUUUUUGAAGACAUGACAUCCGUUUGUGAAAAUUGAAACUUUAAUUAAUUUCUGGCAAAGUUGCAAUUUUG